This is a messenger RNA of Caenorhabditis briggsae, 852 nucleotides long. The transcript is spliced from 3 exons. The record is from RefSeq and is a predicted model, not a curated record. Bases 1 to 852 code for a protein of 283 amino acids. NCBI's taxonomy places the organism in Eukaryota, Metazoa, Nematoda, Chromadorea, Rhabditida, Rhabditidae.
AUGGGUUCCGUGAAAUGGCUAAUGUUCAAUUUACACGUUUGGAGCUCCAUGUCAGAUUUGGUUAUGAGUUUCAUCGGUAUACCAUACAUUCUGCUACCUGCUCCAGCUGGCUAUGGUUUGGGAUUAGUGGAUGCUCCACGACUGAUGGUCUAUUUUAUGGUUACCUUGUUAGCAGCUAUCGCUGCGUCGAUUGUCGCACUUUACGAAAAUCGCUUCUUCAUACUGUUCGCCCAGAAAUCGAGAUGGUCGUCUAUCCGAAAACCUUUCCUUCUUUUUAUAUUUACAAUUGUCCCUCUCGUUUUCCUCCCACCCUUUUUUAACCCUCCGGACCAAGAAACCAGUCUUCAAAUUGUUCUAAGCCAACUACCUUGUCAAUCUCCUGUCACUUAUAAGAACCGAAAAAUAUAUGUGUUAUCGUUGGAUUUGAUUCUUCUACUCGUCUGCAUCGCUACUGGAACCACCAUACACGCAAUUUCAAGUAUUACGUUUGGCACUUUGAUUUUUAUUAACUUGGUCACGCUGAGAAAUCGGAUACAAUCGGAAAAGGCCAUGGAGGUGCAUAGAAAGUUUGCACAUGCGCUAACUAUCCAGUCUGCCUUCUUGCUCUCCGUUGUUCUUGCACCUGUCCUUGCCCUUUUAUGGAUCAUGGCCACACAUCAUCACGAUCAAGCUCUCAACAAUUUCGUGUUUAUAACAUUAUCUCUUCACGGUGCUGGUUCCACUAUCAUGAUGAUAUUUGUACACAAACCAUACCGAGAUUUUACCUUUUCCAAAAUUUGUUGUUGUUUUGGCAAGUGGAAACAACUUGGCGAUGAGAUUAAAAGAAGCUCCCAUGUUAGUGUUAUAAUUUGA